Messenger RNA from Aspergillus glaucus CBS 516.65, 333 nucleotides. RefSeq lists its product as uncharacterized. NCBI's taxonomy places the organism in Eukaryota, Fungi, Ascomycota, Eurotiomycetes, Eurotiales, Aspergillaceae. The record is from RefSeq and is a predicted model, not a curated record. The transcript has a single exon. The coding region runs from base 1 to 333 and encodes 110 amino acids.
AUGUCAAAAUUUCGCUCGCAACGCAAGAAAAGCGCUCGUUCGCACGCCUCCGAAGGUCCCUGGAAAGCCGAUGACCCGUUUGGUCCGCCUCACAUUCCAUCCUCAUCCUUCCCAACGACUGGCAUCCGGCACCUUCGAAAUACGCUCUCGAAGCUGUCACCAUCCGCUCGUGCAGAACGACAGAUCCUCAAACAGAAGAACCGACACAGACACCCUCUGACAGAGCGAAAUGUCAAGGCCCUUGUGUCAGAGCAGGAGCUUGGAGAUGUUUUCCGUCCUACCGAAAACAAUACGGAGAUACAGGUGUCUGCUUGGCUUGAACGAGUGUAUUGA